GCCUGCAAGGACAACGCUGUCCAUUUGUGCUGAACUGCCUGACCAUCUGUCUGGAGGCAUGGCAGCCCCUGGCCCUUCCCCAGCCCUCCCCAGCCUCACUUGCUCAGGGGCCUGACCUGCCUUCUCCUCUCCAUCUUUGCCCUCAGCCUUUCUCCUCUCCUGACCACAUGAAUUUUUUGAAACCACCUGGCUGGGCUGUACUCCAUGGAGACGCCCAGGACUCCUGGGCCUGUGGCCUCACAAAACAUUGUUUCUUUCUGUAGGAACCCCUGAGGGAAGUGAGGGAGCUGCUCCAUGCACUGACAGCCCACUGCACUGCUGCAGCCCAGGGAAGGCACUUCUGCCAUGUCACAGCAGAGAAAAAUGAGAUCGGCCCUUCACUGCAAGGCAAACACGCUCCUCUGUCCCUGAGAGCUCUCUGGUGUCAUGGGCUGCCCUUGACCCACCCACAGAGAGCCUGGGGAGUGCUGGUGGUGGCAAGAGGAUCAUCCUGGAUUAGAUGGGAAAUCACUCCUAUGAGCGAGCACCCGUAUGCUGGGCAGACCCCUGGGAGCACCUAGUCAGCCCCAGGGCACCAGGACAAGGAGAACACCUACAUUUGGAUCUUCAUCAGCAGCAUGUGAAGGAGAACAACUACCGGGGCCACGGGGACAGUGUGGAUCAGCUCUGCUGGCACCCCAGCAACCCUGACCUCUUCGUCACAGCGUCCGGGGACAAAACUAUCCGCAUCUGGGACGUCCGCACCACGAAGUGUAUCGCCACUGUCAACACCAAAGGUGAGAACAUCAACAUCUGCUGGAGCCCUGAUGGACAGACCAUCGCCGUGGGGAACAAGGAUGACGUGGUCACCUUCAUUGACGCCAAGACACAUCGCUCCAAAGCUGAGGAACAGUUCAAGUUUGAGGUGAAUGAGAUCUCCUGGAACAACGACAACAACAUGUUCUUCCUCACCAAUGGGAACGGCUGCAUCAACAUCCUCAGCUACCCAGAGCUGAAGCCCAUCCAGUCCAUCAAUGCCCAUCCUUCCAACUGCAUCUGCAUCAAGUUUGAUCCUAUGGGGAAGUAUUUUGCCACGGGCAGCGCUGAUGCCUUAGUCAGCCUUUGGGAUGUGGAUGAGCUGGUAUGUGUGAGGUGCUUCUCCAGGCUCGACUGGCCUGUGCGGACACUGAGCUUCAGUCAUGAUGGGAAGAUGCUGGCGUCGGCAUCAGAAGAUCACUUCAUUGACAUUGCUGAAGUGGAGACAGGAGAGAAGCUCUGGGAGGUGCAGUGUGAGUCCCCUACCUUCACAGUGGCCUGGCACCCGAAGAGGCCACUGCUGGCCUUCGCCUGUGACGAUAAAGAUGGCAAAUAUGACAGCAGCCGGGAGGCUGGCACCGUCAAGCUCUUUGGGCUCCCCAAUGACUCCUGAUGAAGCUGCACCUGGGGAUGCAACACCUGCCUGCUCUUGGGACUGGGAGCUUAAUGUAGGUGGGGCAAGGAGUUGGCUCCCCUCCUUGGCAGCCUGGCAGGGCUGUGACCUCGGGCUCAGUUUGGUGCAUCCUGCUCUUGGGAGCAUUUGUAAAUAGGGAGCUGUGGGCUGGGGAUGAUGGGGGUGCUGGCAGGGCCCCCCAUCUGCCACCUUCUCUCUGGGGAAUGGGGAGCUUGUUCCAAAGGCAAGUGGCCAAAGAAAGUCGGUCACUGAAGGUGGCUGCUGAGGGGCCUUCCAUGAGAGGAGCUCCACUCUGACCAGUCUCCCCAGCAGGGAUAAGCUAUGUGACUGUCCCCUUGUCCCAACAGCCUGGUGGCGAGGGCAGCCCUGGGAGCACAGCCUGCCCCUUUUCUUCCCGGACAUCCCAUGCCCCUUUCCUGUGCUGAGGCAGUGAGGGGAGGGUGAAGGGAUGUGAGUUGGGAGACGAUUCCCCAGCUGGGGCUGAGUUUUUUUAAUACUUGCUUUUUCUAAUUUUGAUAAAUCCUCUUCCUUAACAAA
Messenger RNA from Myiozetetes cayanensis, 1966 nucleotides. RefSeq names its product THO complex subunit 3 (gene THOC3). The record is from RefSeq and is a predicted model, not a curated record. Gene Ontology annotation, molecular function: protein binding. Gene Ontology annotation, cellular component: THO complex part of transcription export complex. NCBI's taxonomy places the organism in Eukaryota, Metazoa, Chordata, Aves, Passeriformes, Tyrannidae. The transcript is spliced from 6 exons. Gene Ontology annotation, biological process: mRNA export from nucleus. Bases 500 to 1408 code for a protein of 302 amino acids.